Sphenostylis stenocarpa is the source of this 1308-nucleotide messenger RNA. The record is from the annotation of a GenBank genome assembly. NCBI's taxonomy places the organism in Eukaryota, Viridiplantae, Streptophyta, Magnoliopsida, Fabales, Fabaceae.
AUGGCUCUUUCAGUUUUUCUUCUGCUCUCAAUCAGCAUCUGCUUCCUCGUUUUUUUACAAGAUCUUCUUCUCUCUGUUGACGCGCAAUCAUACAAUCAAACUCAACCUUCAGUUACGCCAAUCGACUACGAUCUCUACCAUUCCAGUCACAAUUUGAUGGAGGAGAUCAGGGCCUUGGUCCACCGUCACCCGGACAAACUCACUAUGGAGACAAUGAAAGCUGCAAACAAAGGCUAUGGUGCUGACAUUACUGUGGUUACUUAUGGCAAGGAAAAGGAAAAAAAUGAUAAGAGGUCAAAGCUUCGGAUUCUACUUAGUUUUGGGCAGCAUGGAAGGGAGCUGAUUACCACAGAACUUGCUUUAAGGAUUUUGUUCAUAUUAAGUGAAGAAAAACUUCUACCCAGCAUGGAUCAAGCUUCCUUAAACAGUGUACUUGACAAGCUUGUCAUAAAGGUGGUUCCGAUGGAAAACUUGAAUGGCCGCAAAGUUGUUGAAGCUGGAGAUCUCUGUGAGAGAAGAAAUGGUAGGGGAGUUGAUCUCAAUCGAAAUUGGAGUGUAGAUUGGGGCAAAAAGGAGAAGGAUUAUGAUCCAUAUGAGGAGAAUCCUGGAAUUGCUCCAUUCAGCGAGCCUGAAAGUCAAAUUAUGCGGAAUCUUGCCAUGUCUUUUGAACCACAUCUAUGGGUAAAUGUGCACUCUGGAAUGGAGGCUCUUUUUAUGCCUUACGAUCAUAAAAACAAAACACCAGAUGGAUUGCCAUUGAAACAUAUGAAGUCAUUGCUUGAAGAAGUAAGCCAUCUUCAUUGCCAAAAGCGCUGCAUGAUUGGGUCUGGAGGCGGUUCAGUCGGGUAUUUUGCACACGGGACAGCAACUGAUUUCAUGUAUGAAAUUGUGGGGGUACCGAUGGCUUUCACCUUUGAGAUAUAUGGAGAUGGAACGGCUCCAGCAAGAGACUGUUUCAAAAUGUUCAAUCCCACCGACUUUGCUACUUACGAUAGAGUUCUCAGUGACUGGUCUGCAACAUUCUUUACAAUUUUCAAAUUGGUGCCGCACCAGCUUGGUGAUUAUUCGAAAGCAUCUAUUAUGAAACUAGAUAGGUUGGUAUCAAUAGAUGAAUAUCUAGACGGGUAUUUGAUGGAGAGAAGAAAUAGAUAUGGAAAAAAGAUGGAGGUGCUUGAGCUUGGAAUGCAAGAAAUAAGAACAUAUUUUAGGCUAUUUCUACUCUCUUCAGUGUUAUUAUUGUUCAUGUUCUGUUCUAGAAUUUCAAAAAGCAAGUGUAGUAGACCAAUUCCUUCUGCUAUACCCCUCUAA